AUGUCUAAUAAAUACUCGAAAACCGCUAUCUUGUCGGUCUACGACAAGACCGGACUGCUAGAUCUGGCCAAGGGUCUUGCGGAGAACAAUGUGCGUAUUUUGGCAUCAGGCGGUACCGCCCGUAUGGUGCGUGAAGCCGGAUUUAGCGUGGAAGACGUUUCCUCGAUUACUCACGCUCCAGAAAUGCUAGGUGGCAGAGUCAAGACUUUGCAUCCAGCUGUUCACGGUGGUAUUCUGGCUCGUAACUUGGCCUCUGACGAAAAGGACUUGAAAGAGCAGAACAUCGACAAAGUGGACUUUGUUGUCUGCAAUUUGUACCCUUUCAAAGAGACCGUUGCCAAAGUUGGUGUGACGAUCCCUGAAGCCGUGGAAGAAGUGGAUAUCGGUGGUGUGACGCUAUUGAGAGCCGCAGCCAAGAACCACUCGCGUGUGGCUAUUCUUUCGGACCCCAAGGACUAUCCUCAAUUUCUCCAGGAACUUUCCAAGGGCGAUGUCAGUCAGAAUUUGAAAAACAAACUAGCUUUGAAGGCCUUCGAACACACCGCGGAUUACGACGCUGCCAUCGCGGACUUUUUCAGAAAACAGUACUCCGAGGGCUGCACUCAGCUGCCUCUACGUUACGGUGCUAACCCACAUCAAAAGCCGGCUCAGGCUUAUGUCUCAUUACAAGAAGAACUACCAUUCAAAGUGUUGUGUGGCUCUCCUGGCUACAUUAAUCUUUUGGAUGCCCUAAACUCUUGGCCUUUGGUCAAGGAACUGUCUGCGUCGCUAAACCUUCCAGCAGCAGCUUCUUUCAAGCACGUUUCCCCAGCCGGUGCCGCUGUUGGUUUGCCUCUAAGCGAUGUUGAAAAACAGAUCUACUUCGUCAACGACAUUGAAAACUUGUCGCCUCUUGCUUGCGCUUACGCCAGAGCUCGUGGUGCCGACAGAAUGUCUUCUUUCGGUGACUUCAUCGCUUUGUCCAACAUUGUUGAUGUACCAACUGCCAAGAUCAUCUCCAGAGAAGUUUCCGACGGUGUGAUUGCCCCAGGUUUCGAACCAGAAGCUUUGGAGCUGCUAUCUAAGAAAAAGGGAGGAAAGUACUGCAUCUUGCAAAUUGACCCUAACUUCACUCCAGAGGCUUUGGAAUCCAGACAAGUUUACGGUGUCACUCUUCAACAAAAGAGAAACGAUGCCAUCAUCAACAAAUCAUCAUUCAAGGAAAUUGUCUCUGCCAACAAAAACUUGACCGAGCAAGCUGUGAUCGACUUGACUGUGGCCACCAUCUCCUUGAAGUACACUCAGUCCAAUUCUGUGUGCUACGCCAAAAACGGUAUGAUUGUCGGUCUCGGUGCCGGUCAACAAUCCAGAAUCCAUUGCACAAGACUUGCUGGUGACAAGGCCGAUAACUGGUGGUUGAGACAACAUCCAAAGGUUCUAGGUUUCAAGUGGGUCAAGGGUGUCAAGAGACCUGAGAAAUCAAACGCUAUCGAUUUGUUUGUUACAGGUCAAAUUCCAACAGAGGACCCAGAAAAAUCGGAGUACGAAUCCAAGUUUGCUGAGAUUCCAACUCCUCUCUCUGCUGAGGAAAGAAAGGACUGGAUGGGCAAGUUGAACAACGUUGCCUUGUCCUCGGAUGCUUUCUUCCCAUUCCCAGAUAACGUCUACAGAGCCGCUAAAUCUGGUGUCAAAUACAUUGCCGCACCUUCAGGUUCCGUUAUGGACAAGGCCGUGUUCUCCGCUGCCGAUUCUUUCGACUUGGUCUACGUUGAGAACCCAAUUCGUUUGUUCCACCAUUGA
Molecule: messenger RNA, 1779 nt
Organism: Lachancea sp. 'fantastica'
Lineage: Eukaryota; Fungi; Ascomycota; Saccharomycetes; Saccharomycetales; Saccharomycetaceae
Source: the annotation of a GenBank genome assembly